GGUUAGUGGAUCUCCUCCCGUUGUUAGAUUCUACCCUACGGCAAGGGCAACCGGGGCUCACAAAGGUAAUAAUAGGAGAGACAGGCCGGUGCCACAGCCGAGGAGGGGAGGGGGAAGAGAGAGAGAGAGAGCGAUGGGGAUCCGCUUCAUACUGCUGGUAAACAAGCAAGGCCAAACCCGGCUGGCCCAAUACUACGAGUAUCUCACCCUCGAAGAGCGCCGCGCCCUCGAGGGAGAGAUCGUCCGCAAAUGCCUCGCCCGCACCGAGCAACAGUGUUCUUUUGUUGAGCAUCGGAACUACAAAAUUGUGUAUAGGCGAUAUGCAUCACUUUUCUUCUUAGUAGGGGUUGACAAUGAUGAGAAUGAGCUAGCAAUCCUAGAAUUCAUACAUCUAUUAGUCGAAACUAUGGACCGCCAUUUUGGAAAUGUGUGUGAGCUUGAUAUCAUGUUCCAUCUUGAGAAGGCACACUUCAUGCUGGAGGAGAUGGUUGUGAAUGGGUGCAUUGUUGAAACAAGCAAGACAAAUAUUUUGGCUCCAAUUCAGCUCAUGGACCGGGCUUCGUAGCUCUUUAGAUGUUGGCUCCGCACCUAGUGUCGAUCUGAUCUGUAGUUUUGCGUUUUCUUGUAUUGUUUCAAAUUUGGAAAUUCGUUGGCAGAUGAUGAAACGAUCUGAGAGUAGCUGAUUUCAUAAACUUCUGAGAGUAAAUCAUUGUUGAAUGCAUGUAUGAGAUGGCUGAGAUGAUUUUAUGGUA
This is a messenger RNA of Elaeis guineensis (African oil palm), 752 nucleotides long. RefSeq names its product AP-4 complex subunit sigma. Gene Ontology annotation, biological process: protein transport. NCBI's taxonomy places the organism in Eukaryota, Viridiplantae, Streptophyta, Magnoliopsida, Arecales, Arecaceae. The record is from RefSeq and is a predicted model, not a curated record.